Molecule: messenger RNA, 4113 nt
Organism: Meriones unguiculatus (Mongolian gerbil)
Lineage: Eukaryota; Metazoa; Chordata; Mammalia; Rodentia; Muridae
Gene: Fam78b
Product: family with sequence similarity 78 member B
Exons: 3
Coding region: 352-1137 (261 amino acids)
Source: RefSeq, a predicted model, not a curated record
GGGGUGGGCACCACUCCUCGCAGCGCGGCUCCCCUCCCUGCCCUCCGCCGGGGCGCGGGAGCCGGCGAGAGCGCCCGCCGCCUCCUAGGAGCGCACGCCCCGCGCGCCCUUGCUUGGAGCGAGGAGGCGGGCGUGGGCGGGCGUCGGGGCAGCCGCGACCCAGCGCGCGGAAAGGGGAGGGGGCUUCCCCGGAGGAUGCCCCGCGGCGGCGGCUCCUCGCUCUUAGGCGCUGGCUGAGCUGGACCGGGAGCGAGCGGCGCGUCGCCAUGCCGGCGUGACGGGUGCUCGCGGCUGCCGGCGCCGGGCCCCCGCGCUGCCCCACGCCGCGCCGCGCCGGCGCCGGGCGGCAGGAUGGGCUGUAUCCAAAGCAUCACCUGCAAGGCGCGGAUCCGGCGCGAGAACAUCGUAGUGUACGAUGUGUGCGCCACCAUCGACCAGUGCCCCACGCGCAUCGAGGAGACCUCGCCCAUCGUCCUGCGCUACAAGACCCCCUACUUCAAAGCCUCGGCCCGUGUGGUCAUGCCCCCCAUCCCCCGCCACGAGACCUGGGUGGUGGGCUGGAUCCAGGCGUGCAACCAGAUGGAGUUCUUCAACACCUACAGCGACCUGGGCAUGUCCAGCUGGGAACUGCCCGACCUGAGGGAAGGGAGAGUGAAAGCCAUCAGUGACUCAGAUGGGGUGAGCUACCCAUGGUACGGGAACACCACAGAAACCGUGACCCUCGUUGGCCCCACCAACAAGAUCUCCAGGUUCUCCGUCAGCAUGAAUGAUAACUUCUACCCCAGCGUGACGUGGGCAGUGCCAGUGAGUGACAGCAACGUGCCACUGCUCACAAGGAUCAAGAGGGACCAGAGUUUUACCACCUGGCUGGUGGCCAUGAACACUACCACCAAGGAAAAGAUCAUUCUGCAGACCAUCAAGUGGAGGAUGAGAGUGGACAUUGAAGUGGACCCUCUUCAGCUGUUGGGGCAGCGGGCCCGGCUGGUGGGCAGGACUCAACAGGAGCAGCCCCGGAUCCUGAGCCGGAUGGAGCCCAUCCCCCCUAACGCACUAGUGAAACCCAAUGCCAACGAUGCCCAGGUCCUCAUGUGGAGGCCCAAGCGGGGGCCGCCUCUGGUCGUGAUACCUCCUAAGUAAAAAGUAGUCCCAGCUGUGUGUGGGACACAAGCCACUGAGGCACACAGUGGGGGUGCCAAGGGUGGCAGGAGCCAAACUGAGUUUCUGAGCCAAAGUAGACCUCCUGGUUUGCCAGCCUCCGCAGCUGCUUGUGAAGAGUAAAGCUGCUCCUUGGGUGGUAGAACCAUAACCCUUAGGAAAAGCCCCUUCCUCUUAGGAAUAAAGAAAUCACUGAUCUGACAGACUUGCUGUGAUUACCAUGCAAGUAGCCAUAUUUUGGAGCUGACCAGGACAAUUCUUUUAUUUGAACUACUGACCAUUUCUUUCCUGUAAGAUGCAGGGGAUGGAAAUGAAACUAAACAGUGCCUGUGGCAGAUGCUGCUUCCUAGCCAAUCAGAAGCAAGAGUGAAAACAUCCACGCCAGGUGUUCGUCUCCUAGUACUACGAGGCAAGCCCAGCAAGCAGAACCACAUGGCAAGACACCGAGGAGGAGGAGAUGAGCAAUGGCUGGCGGCUCCAGAAGCUGAUGCCCUGGACAGCUGUUUUCCUAUUUAAAAAGAGUGCCAUCUUGCCUGUCUCCUCACCACCCUCCCGUCCUGUGACCAGUACCUCCUAUGCCCAUGGCAUGUGUCCAGCCAGGCCAGCUGGUUGGCUCAUGGGGGAGCGUUGUUGAGGUAGAAGUUGUGCCUGCUGCGCCUUUUGUGUGUGGAAAGAUUGAGUUCGCCUAGACCUCCUGCUCAUCCCCUCCCUCCACAUGAAGCCUCCCAAGGACAAGGCUGGUCAUCCUGGACUGAAGAGACCCCCCCACCUGGCCCAGCCCUGGCUCCCAAGCUUGCCUUCCCACCCGCACUUUCGGGUGGGAACAGGGAGAACAUAUAUCUCCCCUUCUCCUCUCUCUUCUCGAUGUGGAUAGCCAAUGUCAAUCAUCCCCUGCAGUUUCUCUAAGGUCUUUGGUCUAAGGCAACUGUUUGCCCUACCAUGGACAGGCUUGGUGCCUUCAAGAUGACCAAGAGCAGCAUUUAUAUCACCAGGAUUGGUGGAAUGAGAGCAUAACUUCUCCAACAGGGCAAAAGUGGUGUAUGUUGUUUUACUGAUUGUUUUAUUUAUUGGUAUAUACACCAAUUUAUUUAUUUAUUUAUGGAAUCUGUAUUUAUUAUAUCGCAGAAAAUCUAUUUCCACCUUUCGAAUAUCAGCCCCAAAUUUUUCUUCUUGGCCCCAACAGAGCACAGUAAAUGAUUCCUCUUUGAAGCCACAAAAAAAAAAAAAAAAGAGGGAAAUUCUUCUCUUCUUCUCCCUAGUCCAAAAUACUUCUACCCUAGCCAGAUUUUCAACCAGAAAUGGGAUCAGAAUCUACCAGAUAGUAGUAAGCUGUGCAGUCACACAAACCAGCACGGGCUAUGCUGUUCAGACAGAAACACUUAGAGUCUUCCAACCCCUGCUUUUACUCUGUUUUCCCAUCCACUCUUUCACAAACUCAUGCAAGACUGACCACUGACUCCAGCCUGACUGUUAGGACUGGGCUUCUCAUUCCGCUCUGGAAUGCUUGACCCCAGGUGCACAUUAGAAUCUAUGCUGGCCGCUUAAAACCGCCUGCCUGCUUUCCACCUCAGUGUAUCCAUAGCAGAGUCUCUGUGGGGCUGAGCAGCAGUAGUCUUUUUAGCUGCCCCAGAUUACUCUAACUUGUAAGUGCAGUUGAUAAAACAAAGAAAAAACUUCUACCAUACUCUUCAUUCCCACCCACCUCCAAGAUCCUGUCCUCUGGGUCCCCAUUCCUCCAGUCCCUUUUUCUCAUUAAACCUUCCCCCGCUGGCACCAUCAACAUGAGCAGACCUCAAAGAGGUGACUGUCCCUGGAGCUGAUGCCUGCGCUUGCCUCUCUAGAAGCAAAACCUUGUCCCUGCCCAAGUUCGCCUUGCACCUGCACCUCCCCCAUAACACAUGCCUCCCUCCAAGAGUUCAAAGGUUACAGGUUAGUCCUGUCUUCUGCAUCCCAAUCUCAAGACAAAGCUCAUUCCAGUCUUUAUAACCCUUGGGUUGGAUGUUUCUGCAAAGCAACAUGAAUUACCUGAGGGCCCCCUGGUAACAGGAAAGGUUAUCUUGCCCCCCAAACAGUCCCAUACCCAACAAUCUGAUCACAACCCCCUGGCAUCCAGAUCAUAGGUGACUGAGAAGAGACUUCUCACGCCUCAUGUUGACAAGUUCUUAAACGAUGAAUAUAAGUGAAGGUGUGUGUGUGUGUGAGUGUGUGUGUGUGUCACCUUCAUAUAAGCUAGAUGGAUCUGUGGAGAUUCUGAACUUCAACUUUAUAGUAUUGACCUUUACCCAAAAACAAUCAAGAACUUAAGCUGUCUUUAACUCAGUAGAUUCACUGUGCACCUUUCCUCAAAGGCCCAAGUGAAUUCCAUAGUAGUGCUUCAUACAGAAUGGUGUAAUGCCUGAGAGCUGUCGGGCGGGCCUUUUAGAGAGUGUAUAUGUUGUAUGCACAAGAGAGUUCUCCAGCAUAGAAAGUGUUCAUUUUCCUAAACAACCUCCAGCAUCUAAGCAGGUUCCCAGAGCAAGUAGGUUUCUCCUGCAUUCAUAGUACCAUGCCUUCUUGCCCCAUUAAUCAGACUAUCCUGCACCAAGUCCCAUCUCUCAGGGUCCUGCUCUCUGAUAGGCAACAGUUCAGUCAGUGGGUGCUAAAGAGUUGAGCGUCACACUUCUUAGGUGACAUUUACCUUUUAAUUGGGGCUAUAGACAAUGCCUUAAUCUGAAGGAGUAGCUUGAAUGCUGGGAAUUUCAGGUGCAGAAGUGGGCCAGUAAGAGAGAUUAUUUUUUUUCCUCAGGAGGGCAUUUUAGAGCCUCCCUUCCCCCACACCCAUCUUUAAAGUCAGCUCAUAAGUACAUGAGCACAAGCAAGCACACUUACCUAUGUCCGCAUCCCAUAAUUUUGGAAUACCUCCCUUGCAUUGGCCCUAUCUUUAAAGAUUAAAAAAAAAAAAAAAGUUUUUAAAAUGAA